Stereum hirsutum FP-91666 SS1 is the source of this 1147-nucleotide messenger RNA. RefSeq names its product kinase-like protein. Lineage: Eukaryota; Fungi; Basidiomycota; Agaricomycetes; Russulales; Stereaceae. Gene Ontology annotation, biological process: protein phosphorylation. The record is from RefSeq and is a predicted model, not a curated record. Gene Ontology annotation, molecular function: protein kinase activity; ATP binding. The transcript has 4 exons. Bases 7 to 1125 code for a protein of 372 amino acids.
AUCACUAUGCCUGGACCGAAGUACAACAUUCAGGAGAGUCAACUCGGUACAGGAGGCUAUAGCCGUGUUUUCCCUGCAACAGACAUGGACUCCGGCCGCGCCAUCGCUCUCAAGAAAUCUCGCUGCUCGCUCAUCAUAAAGAAACCACAUCUCCGGCACGAAACUCGUAUCCUUCAGCUUCUUCAGUCUCCGGGCCACCCCGCCAUACCCAUCAUCUAUGGAUACGUCCAUCUUCCACACUUUGAGUAUCUGGCCAUGGAGCUCCUUGGGCCAAGCGUUGCCAGAAUGCAGCCGGACGGGACUAUGAUUGCGCCUAAGACGGUUGUUUCUGUUGUACUGCAGACUAUAUCAGCACUUGAAUAUGUACACAAGAUGGGGAUCAUGCACCGCGACGUAAAGCAGGGCAACUUGAUGUGCACGCUCGACGACCCCUCGAAGAUCAAACUCAUCGAUUUUGGACUCGCGCGCAUGUUCUACAAAACCGAGCCUCGGAGAAAUGAGUCCGACACGGCCGCUGAGGGACCUCCUAGGAUAAUCGGAACUUUGCAAUUUGCUAGCUUGAAUGCUCACAAUGGUCUGCCACUUUCGGCACGAGAUGACCUCGAAUCGCUGGCCUACGUUGCUCUGAACAUACUCCGAGGCGAUCUCCCAUGGAGCAAUCGGCCGUGGCUCGAACCUGAAAACCUUGCCCAAGAGGGUAUUUUUGUUUCAAAACGCAAUCACACGGCGGAGUGUCUAGGAGCUGGAUUUCCUCCCGAGUUCGCGUAUUUACUGACUUACAGCCGUUCCCUCGCAUUCAAUCAACUUCCGGACUAUGAUCGUCUCACAGCGCUGUUCACGGCUUUGGGUAAAAGGCUAGGACUGCGCCCUGACAGUGCACUCGACUGGACUCCCCAGCCUUACUCUCGGCCACCGCGCAAGACUAAGAGGUAUUCCGGGCCGUUCGAAGAAUGGGUCGACGACGGCGAGCCGCAGAGGACGCCUAGCUAUAUGGCGCCGGACUAUGAGCUGUGGGAUACACAGGGUGCAGAGUGCGAGGAGGACCUUAUGUUGCCGGAGGAUGUGGAGGAGAGGAUGGAUGCUUUGAUUCCGAUUAUUGAAGAUGUUCAGCCUCGCUGGUUUUGAAUCAUUCCUUGCGGCGUUUUCG